Messenger RNA from Porites lobata, 13420 nucleotides. NCBI's taxonomy places the organism in Eukaryota, Metazoa, Cnidaria, Anthozoa, Scleractinia, Poritidae. The record is from the annotation of a GenBank genome assembly.
CAGUUUUCAACGCCUCUCAAUGAAGUUUUGAGUUUCAAGGGUUGAAUUGUCAAGUGCAGUUGGCGUACAACCAGAAAUCAAGACAAACACGGCGUGCGGAGAAGAGCAAAUUUAAAACGGAUUAACUUUACAAAGCACAUUUGCAGUCGGGAAAUUUUGAUACGGAUUGCUUUGGAUUGUCAGGUGACAAGUUCGCGCCGUCAUUGCUCGCGGGCACGUUCCAAAACAAGACGAAAGGGUUGUCAGCGACUGUCACGAGCCUUCAGCACGGGUACCAUAUUGGAGUGGCAAGAGUGGCAGUCUAAUAUUUCUCCAUGAAAACACGGCUAUUUGUGGCGAGAGGAUUAGACGAAUCAAAGCCUUUCCGGUAUGCUACGGUUGUAGGGGAGGAAGCUGUGAAACAUUCGUCUCUCCAACUGUUGUGAAACGGAAUUGAAUAGGGAAAACCCGUCGCGCGGUUUUUACGAGGCAGAGCUAUCUCAAUGCACAUGGCUGGCGGCGCGGUCUUCAAGAUGCGACAUCUUCUACUGAUUGUGGCGCAAGUUAUCUUGUUUUUCCACGUCGUGGAGUGUGCUUUAUAUCAUCCAUCAAUUUACUGGACUCCUCAGAAUCCGCUGUAAGUCAUCAUUUUCAAUCUAUAGCUCAUUUACAUGGGUAAUGGUUUAAUAAGAUUACGCAAAUCAAAGCUUCGCGGGUAUUUUCAGUCAGUUCUUUGACUGACUCUCCAGUAUCUCGGACAAUCCGUUUUCUCAUACUUUUGAAACCUCUCUACUUAGAUUCUUGCGGCUCUAAGCUAUUAAAUGACAUCGCUUGAUUGUAUUCCCUAUUGAAAUCGCUAAAUUUCCUAUUGUCUUGCUUACUAAUUAUGUGUUUAGUGGAGCCUUUACAGUGAAUACAAAUCGCGCACUGUUAUCAGUUCAAUCGAGUUGGAGGAAAGUUGUUACUCCCUAAACUUAUUCGCGGUUUUGUUACCUUUAAUAAUGUGUCACAAGUUACUGAUAAGGAUUUGUGGCCACAGCUAUAAAGUGCAGUACGUUGUGGAGAACUACAGCCAUGCAUCGGUCUAUUUGCUCGCUGAAGAGAGAAGACAGUUUCCUUUUCAACUAAAAAAGACAAUAUCGUGUAGCUUUGAACGCUCUCUUUCAUUAUGCAUAUUUGUGCAAUGAAAAGCCUUUUUACUUGCGGAACAGCUUUUGGGUUAUAUUCGUUCGUUUCUCGCGUUUGUAGCUUUGUUUUGUUGCUUCAUGUUGCGUUGUUUACAUAGUCCUGUUGGGUUUGCUUCGAAAACCACUAGUGCAAAACAAUGUCAGAAGUAAAACGAAGUCUGUGCGGAAACCUUUUAUCUUUUAUGACUUUUUGUAUAUUAGCUUGGCAUGUUUAAUAACCCAAGAACUGGUAGCUCUAGCAACUUCGUGUGUGUGGCCUAAGCAAGUAAAAAUAUCCGGCCACUGGAAAGCUACAAGAACAACAAGUUGUAAUGAAAGACCACAUUCCUAAUAAUGAAUGUGUACACAACUAAAAGAAAGUACUUCAGAAUUGGCCAUUUGUAUUGAAUUUUCUGAUAAAUUUAAUUAGAGAAUGCCAUAGGGAUAAGCGUUGUUACCUUAGUUACACAGAGAAUUUCCAAGCGAAAACUCUUUAGAAAACUAACCGUUUGUCGAAGGCGAAAUGUGAGCUCUCGUUUUGCCACCAGAUUUCUGCCGUUCGAGAGACGUUGGCGGUAUUUCGUAACACUAGUGACAAAAGGAUUUCUUUAUUUGUCUAUGUGUUUGCUUAAUUUAUACCCUUCCCUCAAUAUUCCGUAACCGCUUGAGUUGAUUACUUCAUUCGCGGUUGGCUCUUCCUGAGCUAACAACAGUAAAUGACCCGUAAAUUGUUUUGAGUGACCCAACGUAAAUUAAGUUUUAUCGAAAACAAUACACCUUUCUGAUAAGCUAAGAUCCAUGUAGCGUUGAAUCAAGACAGUUUUGUGCCUUCAACCUGAGACAAAAGCGAAACGUAUGACCCCGGUUCAUGGCAAUUUUGUGGGAUAAUCCUGUUUGCACAAAAAUUAAGUAGGCCAACUCUUAGAUUUUGAAAUCCUUAUUUUUUUUCGCGUCUGGGUUGAUUCUGUCGUUUCUAAGAAUAACAUUUUGAUAAUUCGACGAAAUGAGAGAAAGAAAUCGGAUGAUGUGCAAUGUAAAUUUACAAAAACAUAUGAAAACAGUAUGUGAAACUAUUUUGACGUUUUAACCCAGCUCCUGGGGGCCAAAGUUAACCAAUCUUGAAAGCAGCACUUGAAAAGCGCAGCCUUUGAAAUGUUAUAGCUGAAAAAAGUGCUUAAAAUAUUGAAUAUUCUAUGUCACGAGCUUUUUUGAUACCCUCUGAUAUAGAUUUUUGUAAUUAAUUCUUAGAGACAGAGUGGGCCCUUUAUUUGCCAAGUGAUGAAAUGAUAUCACCGCUCAGAUAUUAACAGCUUAUUUUCGUUUGUGAGAGAGGAGAUAACACAAGUCAGCCACUAUAGACUGUCCAGUAGUACAACUUAUACUUCAUUUGCAUUGGCAAGCGACUAUUCGCGACGGAUGCAGGACGGCUUGUGUUCUACUUGAGAGGAACUAAUCAGCGUAUAACACCUUUAGUGUUAAUCGUUUCCUCUCCAUUCUAUUCGCGGUGUUAUUUUGUUAAUUGAAUUCUCUUUGGCUUUUUUAGUACUUUGGUCCUUUUGGAGAUUUAAUUGUCGUCAGUUGGCAAUUCAGGCGACUAGCGAUAUCUUUCAUUUCAUUUUCAUUAGGGCGUUCUGAAAUGAGUCCAAUACCUUAGAAAAAGUUGAUUGAGUUGUUGCCCAGGCCACCCUAGUCCAUCAUCACUGUCAAGAAAAUUGCUUUCCGGAGAUUUCAACUGGCUUGUCGGAUUUGUCCUGGCUUGUGUCUGAAAAGGUGUUAGAUGUGCUGUCCAAGAUGAAUAAGACGUGAGGUCAUCUGGCACUAGCCUCUUGCAUGCAAAGCUUAAUCAUAAAAAUAUCUUCACGAAACACGUUAAUACGAAAAAGAUAAAAAUUGCAGUACAUACAAACUAGAUGAACUGAAUGAAAUGAUAUAGCUAGCCUGCUGAGCAAGCUAAAAGACGGUAUGUUUCAUUGCAAUGUAUUAAGACCUCCGGAUUUAAGACCUCUGGGUGUUAAAAUAUUCGUCAGGGCAGGAAUUACAUGUCAUUAGGUGUCUUUACGUUGUAAACGUGGUAGUUUUAAUGAAUUUCUGCUAUAAUCCUUUCAUAAAUUGCGUUACUGGCUUGUUUAAUAGUUGCUGGAAUGCGCAGGACCUGACAUUGGCCUUUCGCUGUCUCUAACUUUGCCUGACUUUGCAGAUUUCAAGCGAAAACAGCUAUGUAGAGAUUUGACAGAUUUAUUGCCCUAAACCAGUAAUCAUACUUAUCAUUUUUCGGUGUGAUUUUGUUUAAAAUGAAACCUGUACACUACUGCAACCACAUCGCCUACAAAUUUAAACGGCCUCAAAAUUUGUUCUUAGUGGCGAUUUCACUUAAGAAAAAAAAACUAGGUGAGCUUUUUUCCUAUUUUAUGAAAGACGAAACGAAUACCAUACAUUUUUGCCACGAUAAACUGUCAUGCAAUUGUGAGGUUAAGCUUUUAUGAAAAUAAAACAUGCCAUAGAAACUUGCGUGUACGCUCCAGCUACAGCUCUGAGAUAAAAUCAGAAAAUCAGUAUUUGAAGAUAAGGAGAGGUGUUUAUUAGCUGUUCAAGGACAUAUCCAUCGUUUGUCAAUUAACGUGUGUGUCCCAAUUUCCACGUUGUAUUCAAACUGUAGGCUAAUAAAUACUAUUUUUGGAACGUACGGAAAAGCCAUCUGUUGUAAAUCAGGUGUCUGAAUAAUUUCACAAAUCUUUCAUUGAUCCGGCCCCAUGCAUUGUGAGAAAUUCCAAAAAAUUUAAAUAUGAUUAUUUUGUCUGGAACGGUUGAGUCUUCAGUUUAACCACAUGUUCAGGAUAAAAAGUGAAAUACCAAGAGUUAACAAUAUCGUUACGUUAUAGCACAGUUGUAGAAGUUCUUUUUUAGUUAUCUGAUGUUUUUGCUAUAUUUCUUCAAUACUCGUAAGCAGAACAUACUUACAUUUUCUACAUAAAGUAAUAUCAGGACAUGAAGAAAAACAUACUUACGCUUUCAUGAAGUAAUAUCAUCAAGAUAGUAAAAUCCAAUAAAGUUUGUUUUUAUUACAAAGGAAUAUCUUAUUAAUAUUCGACUAGCGGCAAAUCACAAAUUAUAGAAGGUGCUGUGUUGACUGACUUUUUUAUGAUUCCGAAGGCGAUAAUGUUAAAAGAAAAAUAUUGGAGAUCCGCUCUUUUCUUUUUCUGGAAGCUGAAAAGUAAUAUUUGUAUAAGAACCACACAAUUCCUUCCUUAUUUAAAUGCGUCUAUUCCGGUAGAAGCUUCCAGCAGAAGUUGAUUCGCGAUUGUUUGGACAUGAAAUUCAAACGUAGGUAAGUCCAGCGUCAUAGGCAAUAAAAAGGACCCCGAAAAUCAUUGAUAUAUAACAGUGAAGUCAUUUGAAACAUUGGAACUUCACAACUUUUUGCUUACGUCUUUAAAUCAUUAAGAGACGCAAAAGAUAAUUCAAUUUUAUUGAGACUGAUUUUCUGCAGUUUCCUCCUUUUAUGCGCGGCGACAAGUGCUUUUUUAAUUUGCCUCACAGACUGCAGAAGCCAUUCUUUGUUACAUGACAGUUCUCAAAGCUACAAGCUGGGUGUAAAUUAACUUGUCACAAUGUCAGUAGCGUUUUGGCAUAUUUCAAACGAAAAACAUUGCUUUCAGUAAUUUCCCUAUCAAGAAGGUCCAUUUAAAUUCCUUCAGAAAAACAACAAGACCGCCAUACGGAAGUAGUUUGCAUAGUUAACAACUUCAAUCACGCCCCAAACUCCAUGCGUGAGUUUGAAAACGUACCCCCAGGACUGUUGUUUCGACGCGUUCGAACUCAUGCGGAGUUAGACAAAUCGUCAACGAAACGAUACAGUAAUUAAUACACACCUACAUAGUUUUGUCUGUAAAUUUGUAAAAAACACUCUCGAAGACUGGCACAUAUGGUUUAAUAGUCAGUUUAACGAACGGGGAUUUGAUAUUGCAGACGGAAAAAAACUAAGGAGAACACUGAUGCUGCCUCUUCUUACCUCACGUGAUAGCCGAGGUUUUCAACCAUAAGCAUCCACAUUACUGGAAGAUAUUCUCAGCCAUACUUUUUAUCGAGUCAUAUCACCCGGGGCCUUUAUUUUGCACAAACUUCGACAGGCUUAAUAACUUGUCGACAUAAGUAUAGAGUGCAUCAAAGUUUCUCUAAUCUUGAUUAAUUCUGCAAUACAAAUUUCAUUAAAUCUGUUUAUGGACCAAACAUGCAUGGAAUUGUUCAAUGAUGUUUUGCGUGGUAUUUUUUCACCGCAAACAUAGCAAUCCGACGCGUAAAUAAAAAGGUAAAAAAAGGUGGAGUUGUGUCUACAUAUGUUAACAACUAAGCGACGUCUAAAAAAGCCCGCAACGGACAUUUAAUCUAUUGCGCCCUUUCUAGGCCUAGAGCGAUGAAGAUUCAGGACCAGUUUAGCCUGCAGUGUUUAGCAAAAUCGCUUCUUCUAAGCCAUUGCAGUUUGCCGAACGCUGAAUGUAAAGGCCAUUUAUAGUGAACAGUUUCAUGAAAGCAUAUGGCUUAGUCUAGAAAAGCAUCUGUUUUCUUAAAAUGACCCAGUAACGAUGAAAUCUGGAGGUCCAAAGAUUUUCUAAACCGUAAAUAACCGACCCUCACUGUCUUCGUAGACUAUCUUUUUUAAUUGAGCCAUUGGAAAGUCUUUUUUUUUACUGUUUCUCAGAUAGAGGCGGGAGUGAGGAGAAGUGAUAUUGACAAUUAGAAAGAGAGGGUUUUCGCUUAACACGGAUGUUCUGUGCUUGGAGUAUUUGCUUUAACGGAGAUUUUUUAUACCACACAUAUUCAAGACGGUAUAAAAUUAAUCCAUGUCCCCACUAGAAAAACCGAAUCGGAAAUGGGGAGCUUUCGUGGCCAUAUGGGCUUCGUCAAAGACCCUUUUAGCCUCUGUUAAUUCACACAAGCCUUCAAAAAGUCUUUGUCUGGUACCACUAUUUUCUUUUUUGUCAGACUUGUAUGGUUUAUUUAUUUGAUUACAGUACUUCCGUGAGCGCCAUAUUUUUUUUUUUUAGUGCCGCACUAAUUUGACAAUGGCAGAAUUCAUUACGUUCGAAAAAGUUAAGUCAGGUGUAAAGUGAAAAAAUUAAAGUUAUUUUUGUAUUGUUAUUAUGUUCACUUUCUAGCUUUUCCUUACUUUUUUUGGCAGGAAUUAUUCUCGCUUUCUCCAAUGCUUUAACCCUGUCCCUUCGACCUUGAGACAAGUUACCUAACGCUUGUCUAUUAUUGUCGAAAAUCGCGUGCUCAAAGCGGUGCGUGCAUGCCUGGUCGGUUGAUGUUUUCGUCGGCUUUGGUUAAGAGUUAUUUCCACUCGUUUCCGAAAGUACUUGAGAUUUCUUCGUCGUAUUGUUAGGUUUUCCAGUAAUAUUGUUAGUCAAAGCUUCGCCCGUGCCAGUUCUUUGUUCAUGUCAGAUUUCCUGUUUAUUACAAAGUGGCAGAGGACCGACAAGAGAUCUUCUUUGUAGAGAUUUUAAUGUUUUGUUCCAGACUGAAGUUGGGAUCACGUCAAACUAAAAAUUAAAAUACAGAUAUGAUACCAAGCGUAGUCUAUCUUUAUGAGAAAAGUGUUUUGUCUGUCUUAAUUUAAUUUGCCCAUUUCUUAAGUCUGUAAAUAUGUCUAAAAUUGUUUGGCUGCGUACUGACGUGACCUGUAGAAACGCUUCACACUUUAAAAAAGCCCUUGACCUAGACCUAAGUCCCUGCGCACUUUGGGUUCUUGUGUGACGAGCGAGGCAUGUCAUUACACUGCUGAAUUAUUUUGACGCAAAUUUCAGGCUUCGUUCACAGGGCACUGGACGGAUUUUCUAUCGGCUGAAAAAUUUGACGAGUUGCUUGGUUCACACUGAACUGUUCAUUAUUUUCAUAUUUUCGAGCAGGUUGAAUUUUAACUUUUGUUAGAGGUUUUGCUAUCAGCCCAUGCGCAGAGCGCUACUUAUUUACGCCUGCUGUAGAAAAAUUAAGAAGGUCAUGGUGUUCGCGCAUUGCUUCGGUCAAAUUUUCGACUGUACCGGCUUAAAAUAUGUCCUCAAUUUUGGCUUUCAAAUUUCGUACGCUUAAGGUGAUUCCGUGUCUGAACUGAACACCUGCACCCUGUCGGAAUUAUAAUUUGUCCGGUGUGCCGUGUGAACAUAGCUUCACUGUAUAUUGCUAGACUAAAUCAUAGCAAUUAGUCGAACACUGAAAGGAAAGCAAUUUUUUCGCUGACAAGCUGAUUAAAUAACUUCGGUUUGAAAGCCAAUUUAUUUUAAUUAUAUCGUAAAACUCCGAAAAUAAGCCCCUCCAAAUAAAAGCCCCCCAAACUCGUAACGCAAAAAAACCUACGUUAAAUCGCCCCUUCCAAUAUAAGCCCCCGUGGGCUUGCACUUGGAAACUGCCCUCAAAUACAAAGUAAUAAAACAAAGCAAAAUCGGUACGGUAACAUAUAAAUUUUUGUAUUUGCCUAAGAACUCACUAUUAAGUGUACCAAAUGAUUACCCUCCGUACAUAAGCCCCUCCGAAAGCCCUGGGACUUACUUUCGGAAUUUUGCGAUAUGUCAUUUAUGUCACUCUCGCUCUGUGACAAGCAGAAGUCAAUUGCUGAUGUUAUUCAAUUUUUUCCCCUUUCAGUUUUGAUCGAAAUGACAGCGUUCUCUACGUACUUCCUUUGUCCAGAGUUCAGGUUGUGUGCCCAAAUCCAUCAACUAUUUUGAAGAAAUUGAAAGUAGAUAGCACAGAAAAGGAAUACCAGAACCUAUGGAUCGUCUCACGCGAAAGCUAUGAACGCUGUAGCACUGACAAGAGCCAAGGGAGUAAACUGCUUUUGCGAUGCGACACUCCCUUGUCACUGAAGUACCUCACAUUAUUGUUUCAGAGAUAUAGUGCUGUUUACGAUUUUGGCUACAUUCCUGGGCAAGAGUAUUACUUCAUUGGUAUGUUGAUUUAGUCCAUAGUUCUUGAUACGUGCCGUCGCGUAGUACACAGUUUACGCUACCGUAAAUCAGGCAACAAAUACGUGCAACUUGAUUUGAAGCAUUGCUACGAAAGUAGUUGGAAAACGAUAUUGCGUGUUUUGCCACCCACAUUCAAACCUGUCUUGCAUGAACAAAUCGGGUUGCUGCAAGUUGCGUGAAUACUCACUUCUGAUUGGAUAAAAGUACGCGGGAAUCACGCCAGGCCGGGACUUACGUCACUUGUUGCAAAACAAGUUUGCCUUGGGCGGGUAGAAUGCGCAACGUGUAAACAUUUUGAUGCAAAAAGUAGAACUACUCUCUACUUUCUGCAAAAAUUUUUCGCAACCUGCAACAACCUGAUUUGUUGCAAGACAGGUUUGAACUUGGGUGCAAAAAUGACGAGCAACAUCGCUUUUCUUCUCUUUACAUGUAUUUGCGGCCCGUUUGACCGUACCUUAAAAUGUUAGCUGUCUCUUCGCCCCACCCCACACCCCAACGACAUCUUGUGUCCUCUCACCAGUGCGUUCUAUUUGAUUAUUGAUAAAUAGAGAGCUUUAGAUUUGAGGACGAGAACGAGUACGAGAUUUCCUUAAAGUUUUUGUGCGUGUUCUAAAAAAACGACACUCCGGAAAGCUUCAUUCUACUUUUUUUCAGCAAAAACGUUAGUCAGUAUGGUUAUUUAUACUGAAGGAGGUUAAGCCCUCUCCCGAUGGCAAAAUCAUAAAACUUCUUACAUUUGAUAACUUGUUCCCGCCACUACGACAUUCUCGCUAAAACUCGUAGUAGAAUGACGACGGCUAUCACGUUUUCCCGCCAAAAUGACGCUGAUUCACGCUUGAGCUAUAUUCAGUAUUGAGAAAAUCUCGUACUCGUAGUCGUCCUCCUCUCAGAAUCUAAAGCUCUCUAAUGAGAUUCAAGUGCUGUCAUUGCCUAGUAACUAGUCCUGAUUAUUACGCGCGGCUUAUGCGUUUCGGGUCACGUGGUCCGAGCGAUUCGCUGGGUCACGUAUACGUCAUCCGAAUGCAUUGUCCUAGACGGUCCAGGAAGACGACGUACAGAGACUAGGCAACGCUGUAUCAUUCAAACAACCUUUUGCAAUGAGCGAUGCGGAAAAUGUGAAUGCAAUCUCUCCUUUGGUUUUUUGCCUGGAAUGAAAGGUUUGUUAUUAUGUGAUGUAUGUUAUGUGAAGUUGCCUUUUUGUGUAAGAUUGCUUAAACUGAUUUUAAUCUGAUGAAAUUUCAGCGACUUCGGAUGGUUCUCAAGAAUCACUUGAUAGACCCUCAGGAGGAAAUUGCCAACAUAGGAAUAUGAAACUACGAAUAUUUGUGUGUCUCAACAAGAAAGGUUAGAAAUACUUCAAAAUGUAUGACAAUGUAGGCAUCCUUGGAAGCUAAGUAAAAUGUCUUAAUAGCGAUUCAGUAAACUUAGUGAACAUUCGUAUUUCCGGUUUUUGAUUGCGAAUCAAAUUGGACUAAAGUAGGCUUCAAUUUUCAAGAAAAUAACAGCCCUUCGUGGGGUGAUUUGUCGGGCUUGUGUCUUUCCUAACUUUAGUAAUAUCCGCCGUUGAUCGAAUAACUCUUCCGUCUUUCGUGGAAAAGUCAUUCACGAUUAAAGAGAAGUCUAGAAUCACGUGCACCUUUACGGCAAAUGGCCAACGUGUUCGCUGCUUUUUGUUAACUAUUCAUAGUAUUUGCACAGUAAAUCAGGUUUCGAUAGGUUCAUACACAAAUGUCAUUUUGCACAUUUUCUUUAUUUUGUUUACUUCCUAUUUGAGAAAGUGUCCACACCGUAAUUUUUAGGGAGUUAUUAUAACUCCAAAAAUGGAGUAAAAAUUUUAGGUACAGGAUAACCCCUUUUUUGGGGUUAUUUUAACUCCUAAUUUAACUCCGAAUUUGGGGUCAUUUUUACUCCUGAAAAAGAGUUCUUUUUACUCCCAGUCUUGGGAGUUAAAAUUACUCCGAAAUGGGGUUACUUGCACUCCUUACAGGGGUUGUUUUUACUCUUUUUGGAGUUAAUUUAACUCUGAAAGUGGAGUAAAAAUUUUAGGUACAGGAUAACUCCUUUUUUGGGGUUAUUUUAACUCCUCAAUAUCUGGGGUCACUUUUACUCCUGAAAAAGAGUUCUUUAAACUCCUUUUUGGAGUUAAAAUAACUCCACGAAAAUAACUCCACUGUAAGGAGUUAAAUUAGCCCCACUAGAGGAGUUAUUAUAACUCCCUGAAAAUUACAGUGCAUGUAAGUCUAACUUCUGCCGCUUGUUGUCAGCGUAAAUAACAAUUAUUGGACGAGGUUGAGCGAAAUAUCGUGUUUUGUCAUUGGGGAGCAGAUCAAUUAUUUGCCGAAGCCGAAUGUGGUGGAUGAGACAAGAGGACAACAGGACGUGCCCUCUUUACACAUUAACAUGCUGGGACGUCAGCAUACAGGUCGCCAGUAGCUCUCUUCUCUCUUGCUUUAAAAAGCCGUCGACGGUCGUUAGAUUAGUUGUUCUAGGUAUGACUUAAUGAUAAUAAACUGUUAACAUUUAUGGUAGUAAUUAGUUAAUUCUCUGAGUUGUUUGUUGUUUUCCUCAAGAUCCCCGUUGCAAUCCGCAAACAACAACGACAGCAACAACAGCAACAACAACAACAACAGCAGCAACAACAAUAACAACAACAACACCAGGCGUCACAAAUGCAACGUCAGCAAAGGCAACAACAAAAGUUAUAAGUACUGACACAGAUAUUCAAGCUGCGAUCCUAUCUACAAAUCCGGGAUCCACCACUGUUCUUAACACAAAUUCAACUUCACUCGUACCUAUCGCGGAGGUCGGUAGGCCAUCAAGUUUACCAACAAGACAAUUUAGUUCAAGCGCCAUUUCUUCUUCAUUUUCUUCGACGUCUACAAAAACAGUGACGCAACCAGUUCUGGUACGUGCUAGUUCAGGCGAUCAAGGCACAUCUGGACAUAAGCGUGUGCUAGGUGCAGGUAAAGCCGAUUCGGGUUAUUUUCCUUUCCACCGUAGAGUUAUUCUCCCUUGGGGCCACAAUGAAAAUGACUGGGUCCACCCUCUCGUAUUUGUAUUGCCAAGUACAGUCGAACCCCGCUUUACAGACACUCGCUUAAUACGGACACCUCGUUAUUAGGGACACUUUUAUUUGUCCCUGGGGAAAAAAAGCCCUUACAUUUUCUCUAAAUCCCGCCAACCCCCUUAAUGCGGACACCCAUUAAUGCGGACAACGGACACUUGUUUCUUGGCCAGUCAACAGAUUUUCAUAGAAAGUCAACCUUUCUAAUGCGGACACUUCAUUAUCAAAUCCUUUGCUGUAACAGGUCUUUCCUUUCUGAAGGAAAAAAGUCCCUAUCUGUUUACAGCAUUUCGAUGUUCCCAGCGCUACAGUACACCGGAUAGAGCGAUUUUUAGUCGUCAAUUUCUGGCUAUUUUGGCAUCCUUCAAGUUAUGCAGAGAACGGUUUUCAUUAAGAAAUAUAUAGAUGAGCGAUUUUUGAGUGUUUCUGUGGAUUUAGUGCGCGGAAUAACGGCUUUGUGAAGGUUAGAGAUGUUACAUUUGACUAUUGUAAUAUCCUCUUUUAUUCCCUUUAUAGUAUUUUGUACUAAUAAAAGGUGUCUUUUCGACUUUAAUAACAUGACUCGCUUAAUACCGACACCCCGUUAAUAUGUCUGUAUUUACAGGGUUUGACUGUGGGGGUGCUGUCCUUGGUGGUAAUAUGAAGAGGUUGGUGGCCAUAUCAAUAUUAGACUACGAGUAGUCCCCUAUUUUUCCUCAGGGAUUGAAGAGCGAGCGAAACACGAGCGCGCGUGAAAAUCACCCCACGCGAAAAAAGGGCUUUUUCUCACGUGGGGUGAUUUUCACGCGCGCUCGCGUUUUGCUCGCUCUACUCUCCCUGAGGAAAAAUGGGGGACUACUAGCAGUCUAUAUCAAUAUGCACCUACAAUAUUGCUGUUAUCGGUUUGCUUUUCAUUAAUGUCCUCGCACCCAACUUUGAAGCAGAAAGGGCUCGGAGAUGAAGAAAGUUUCAACAAUUGCGACCUAGAUUGUGGUACAAUUUGAAGGGUUUGGCUGAUUAUUUUUUUUUUUUGUAUGUGCGGUAAACUUCUAUAAAAUGCUUUCCUCAAUUAAAACAUCUCUUUUUAAUUCCAUGUCUUUUUAAUAUUUCCACAGUUUCAGAGAUGAACUGGAUCAUUAUUGUUCCUUUAAUGGCCUGUCUUCUCCUAUCUCUUAUUGGAAACAUCAUCUUGGUUUGUCGCUUGAGAGUUCGACAAAACGAGUACUGUGUAACCGAAAAAUGCAAUGCAAUAGUGGAAGCGGCGCCUGUUAAACAUUUAGAAUCUCCAAAAAUACAAACCAGAGUGGAAAAAGCUCUACUGUUAUUUAGAAGAUCCGCGGAUGUUUCUGAGGUUUAACGCCUCCAAAGGUUGGUCGAAUAUCGCUGGAACCGAUGAAGAGGCAAAAAGGCCCAGCUCUGUGGUACCCGCCGUUACGCGAAGCAAGGGAAGAACGAAACCCCGUCAUGAGAAAAAAGCAUAUGGCAAUCGUUGGUAUAUAAACAGAGAGGGAGUAGUGGGACAUGAUUUUCUCUUGAGGGUAAAGGCGUAAUUGUUGCCUGGUUAUGGACGCCGCAGAAACGCAGCUCGCUGGCGAAAAACCGUAAAUUGACAGUUCAAUCAAACGUCUCUGUAUGGAAUAUUUUUUGACCUUCCGUACCCGGAGAAAAAGUUGUUUUAUGAUCUAAAAGCAUGCGAUGUCAAGAGAAAGAAUUUGUUCUAAUUAGAAAGAUUAUUUCAAAAUUGCGACUGAAGGCCUAUCAGGACAGAGAUAAUUUGUGGUUAUUUUAAAACUGUUUUAUCUUGGUUCGUUAUUCUGAUUUUAUUGCCAGAGCUAGUUUGGCUGGUAGUGAGCAGAUUCGAAAAUGGUUUUAGAGCGGAGAAAGUUCACUAUCGUUUUCAGUAAAGAAGAACGCAUCGUUGGUCUGCUUUGUUUCCAGGCAAACAGAAUGAACAGGAACUAGCUAUCUGGUAAUAGAAGGUAUUAGGUUUUUCAAGCAAUAUAUUUAUUUAUUGUUUUUAUCUCCGUGAUUAUUCUUCAUUCCAAACUAGACUCAUUCAUUAAGUUAGUGCGCCCCAAAUUCUAGUUUGUUCGCGAGUUCGUAUUGUUUCACCAUUUGGAAUUGAAAAUUGGUUUGCAUUAAUGAUCCUGAAACUUGCAAGACGCUUUUGAUUUAGUUAUACUGUAUAUUAUAAAAUAAGAUACGUUAUAAUAGUUGUUUAUGUACGUAGCUCUAUUUAUUGAAGAGGGAAUAUUUUGAAUUUUUACAGAGUUGUA